Helobdella robusta is the source of this 336-nucleotide messenger RNA. RefSeq lists its product as hypothetical. Lineage: Eukaryota; Metazoa; Annelida; Clitellata; Rhynchobdellida; Glossiphoniidae. The record is from RefSeq and is a predicted model, not a curated record. The coding region runs from base 1 to 336 and encodes 111 amino acids. The transcript has 2 exons.
AUGGAGGAGUAUGUGUCAAGCUGGAUAGAUGUCCUGUGUGGGGUUCCUCAAGUGUCGGUACUUGGAGCAUUACUAUUUGUGGUGUACGUCAAUGACCUUACUAUGAACAAAAGAAACAACGUAAAUAUUUAUUGCCAUUUGUGUUGCAAUAUUGAGAGCUUUUGGGCUAACGAAACGCUUCAAGUUAAUUGCUCAUUGUUGAGUAGUUACAUGUGGAGGGGUUCCUCAUUCUGGGUAAUCGAUCUUUUCCUUGGGACAGCAUUCUGGGUUGCAGAAUGCUUCGAGUUCAUUGCAAAAGAAAGUAAAGUGAAGCAAACGUUGUUUGGAAAAAACUGA